GCGGCAGCGUGACGCUCUAAGCAGAUGAGGUGUUUAACCCACAAGCCAAUCAAACUGAACUGCAGCGUUUCAGAGUCGGACCGGAGAGCCGACUGAAGCAGCUUCAGUCCACGGCUCAAAGAGAAACCUUCCUGCAAGGCAGAGUGAGGAUGUAACUGGAGGAAGACUGCUGUAACGGAGCGCGCCGUCAUGGGGGCUCUCCAGGGGAUCUUUACCUUCACAAGCUGUAUGUGCAGCAAUGCUACGUUUCCAGUUUGCGGCUGCUGUCCAAGCAGCAGGAACUCCACAGUGACCAGAAUCAUCUAUGCUUCCAUCCUGUUGUUGGGUACCAUUGUUGCCUGCAUAAUGCUCUCACCAGGAAUGGAGCAGCAACUCAGAAGGGUCCCAGGUUUCUGUGACGACCCGGAAGGGUUCUUCAUUCCAGCCCAUCAGGCAUACUUGAAGUGUGAGAUGCUGGUGGGCUACAAAGCAGUGUACCGCUUCUGCUUCGGCAUGAGCAUGUGGUUCCUGAGCUUCUCCAUUUUUACACUUAACAUCAAGACCAGCAGAGACCCUCGUGCUUCCAUACACAAUGGAUACUGGUUUUAUAAGUUUGUUGCCUUGGUGGCAAGUACAGUUGGUGCCUUUUAUAUUCCAGAUGGGCCUUUCACCUACACAUUAUUUGUCAUAGGCUCUGGAGGAGCUUUCUUUUUCAUUCUCAUCCAACUGGUGCUGCUGGUGGACUUUGCUCACUCAUGGAAUGAGUCUUGGGUGGAAAAUAUGGAGAAAGGCAAUUCCAGAGGCUGGUACACAGCUUUGCUGGCUGUCAUGACCCUUAACUACGUCACUGCGUUUACUGCGGUUGUACUGUGCUACAUCUUCUACGCCAAACCUGAUGCUUGCUCCAUCAACAAGUUCUUCAUCAGCUUCAAUGUGAUGCUGUGCAUCGUGGCCUCUGUUGUUUCUGUGCUGCGCAAAGUACAGGAAUUUCAGCCACAUUCAGGUCUACUACAGUCAUCUUUCAUCACCCUGUACACAGUGUUCUUGACCUGGUCUGCUAUGACGAAUGAGCCUGAUCGAGAAUGCAACCCCAAUCUGCUCAGCAUCUUCCAGCAGAUCACUGCUCCCACAGUUUGGCCCCCGGAAACAGAAAACCAGACGGCCGUGGUGAUCAUCGGAGCCGAGGAACCUGUUCAGACGUCCCCCUACUUACAGUGGUGGGAUGCCCAGAGCAUCGUGGGGCUGAUUAUAUUCGUUCUGUGCAUUCUUUACUCAAGCAUACGCUCCUCAAACACGAAUCAGGUGAACAAGUUGACCAUGGCCUCCAAGCAGUCGGCUGUCCCCAUUCAGGGGCCCAGCAGCAGCAGCGGCAGCGACAUAUUGGAGGGCCCCACGGGCCCCAGGCGGGCGAUGGACAACGAGCGAGACAUGGUCCAGUACAGCUACUCCUUCUUCCACUUCAUGCUCUUCUUAGCUUCCCUCUACAUCAUGAUGACACUCACCAACUGGUACAGCCCAGACGCAGACUACACCAUAACCAGCAAGUGGCCAACAGUUUGGGUAAAGGUCUCCUCGAGCUGGUUGUGUUUGGCCCUUUACAUUUGGACCCUGGUGGCCCCUAUGAUUUUCCCCAACCGAGACUUCAGCUGAUGCUGUGACGAGGGACGGAAUAAUUUCUUGUGGAGAUGGACCUGGAACGGCUGAUCUGUCUGACCAGGAUUUGUUUGUAGAGAAUUGGUGAUCAGGUUAAGUGUGCCAAACCGUAAUGUGUAGACAAGCAUUUAAAGGGUGUAUCUCUGCACUAUGCUUUUAUUUAUAUAUACAGUACAGACCAAACAUUUGGACACACUUUCUAAUUGAAUUCAAUGAGAAGGUGUGUCCAAACAUUUGGUCUGUACUGUAUAUGUAUGUAUCGCUUGUGUUUUUGACCUUAAAAUAAGAAGUACGCUACGCUUAGGUAAGACAAAACCAGAAAUAUGACAUGUAUUUCCAAACAGCUUAACAUACACCUAAGAAAGAAUAGAGUCUAACAAGGGAAUAAUAACCCAGAAGUCAAUAUGAGAGCCUAGUGUCUUCCUGCAGUCAAGAAGGGGAAGUGGAGAACUACAGCCAGAUUAAGUUAAGAUUUGUAUCGAGAUACGAUAGCUAAUCAGAAGGAAGAUGUUACUUGGAUACAUGGUGAUGGGCUACUGCUGCACGUAGGCAACGCCUGAUACUUUCACAGCCUUGAGAUGUUACUCAAGGCCGUGGGACGGAGUCUGUUCCCUCGCUCCCUUUCCUUCCAGACUGCUUCAAACUAGUUUAUGAACUCAGGAACAACUGGGAGUUUCUAAGAUCAGAAACAUGCAGCGUACAAAAUAUUCUGUCACAGACAUGAGAACGAGUUCAUCAGCCGCCUCUCUUAUGACCCUGCACAGAGUUAAAACAGCAGCUUUAAUGACCCGAGAUUAACACACAUCCCAUACAGGAUUUUCAGACUCAAACAUGGUCAGCUGGAAGAUUUAACACUUGAGCACCAACUACAAAGCCUUACAAAUGCAAACAUUUAAAAAAGUUCAUUGUUUAUUCACAUCAACAAUGUUAGCAGAGAUUUUGGCUUCUACUGUUAGCUGAUAAUGGACACAAAUGAGCGUAGUUAAGGAUUUAUUUUAUGUAACCGAGUAAGCAGAGUAAAAAGCUCAUGUUGGAUGAUUAAAAUAAGUCCAUAACCAUCUAAAGUGCUUAACACUCAAAAUAAUAUUCAACUAAUUUAUCAUAUCUGCAGUGAUUCCUUUGGUGUUGUUAUCUGUGUUCCUGACAAGUUCCUAUUUUGUAUUAAAUUAUGGAAAAUAA
This is a messenger RNA of Gambusia affinis (western mosquitofish), 2811 nucleotides long. It is a transcript of the gene serinc3, whose product is annotated as serine incorporator 1. The record is from RefSeq and is a predicted model, not a curated record. NCBI's taxonomy places the organism in Eukaryota, Metazoa, Chordata, Actinopteri, Cyprinodontiformes, Poeciliidae. Gene Ontology annotation, cellular component: membrane. Bases 190 to 1629 code for a protein of 479 amino acids. The transcript has 10 exons.